AUGCUGGAUGAGAACCUUCCCACAUUCUUCGUGAAGCCGUCCACCGAAAACCCCAAAUCUCACUCGACGCUCUUCAUCUCUCAGCAUGGAAGAGAGCCACAGCCCGCAUAUACCCUCCGACAUCUAGACCCAUCGCUACAAACGUCUCGGAAUCGAUACGCGGUCGCCCUCUACGAUGCUUUCUGUCCCGACGCUUUAUAUGGAGAGGUGCUCAUAGUGCCAAAAUGGACGCUGCCAACCUUCUCACAGGAGGCGAUCAGAACAAACGGUGGGGUCCAGCCGCCACCAGAGCCUAUACUGCCCACUGAGUUCACCAUCCAGCUAUAUAACCCAGAGCAACAAAUACUAGUCCGCCAUAAACCAAAGACAUGGAAUACGCCCGCGACAUGGGAGUUUGAGAUGCCGCAGAAAACUUUCCGAGAGCCCUCCAAGUCACAACUUGAUAAGACGCUCACCACACCCGCAACAUCGGACGCCACGUCCCGAUUACGUUUCAACUGGCGGAAAGAUGGCAGAAUGGGGUCCAAAGAACUUGGGUGCUACUUGUCUGGGAAAGUCGUUAGUCCUAAUGGGAACUCCAAGAAAAGCCGAGAGCCCGAUAUUACUAUUGCGAUAUUUGGUGCUUUGAGGGAAAUUACUCUCUAUGAACCAAACCUGUACCGGGUCGAGAUGGAAGAUUACAAAGGGUUAGAGAUUGUUCUUAUGCUGGGGGCCAUGGUUAUCCGGGACGUCUACUCUGGCCCAAUGAAAGAAGCAUUCAACAUUGUCAACCCUCCCUCAAAUCCUGGCAGCCCAAUAGACAGGCCACCCACCACCAUACCCACUAUUCUCUCGAACGGCUCUUCUAAUAAACCUCCAGUGGCUAGCCCACCAUCAAGAACCAAACCGCCCACUCAGCCAGCCACUCAACCGCUUCCUCAACGACCUACUCCACCUCCGCGCCAAAACAUCCCCCCGGCCGACCCUCGCACCCAAUGGGAGCUGGACGCUGAAUCCCGCGUACUCAAACAGCAAAGUGAGGGUGAGAAACGCGAACGUCUUCGAAAGGAAAAAGAUGCCGAAAAACAAACAAAAAAGCUCCUCGAGGUUGAACAAAAGGAAGCCAGGAAGCGCCAAGCACAGAUUGAUAAAGAAACCGAACGACUAAAGAAGCUAUACGGCAAGGAGGAAAGUAAGGUACACAAAUUGCGGCAGAAACAGCCGCCUGCUCCCAGGCCGGCACAGCCACAUUUGCCGGUUCAGCAUCCAUCAAUACCGCCGCGAUCACAGGUGCAAUUUUUAUCUCCUAGACCACAGUCGGUCGUUGGUGGUUUGAGACCGCCACAGCAGCAGCUGCCGCCGCCGCAAUUGAAAGAGAAGAGGAGUAUAUUUGGCUUCCGAAAGAAAGAGCCUAGCGCUCCAGCGAACACCCUUGCAAAAAAAAGGAGUUCAAUGUUUUAA
Messenger RNA from Arthroderma uncinatum, 1440 nucleotides. RefSeq lists its product as uncharacterized. Lineage: Eukaryota; Fungi; Ascomycota; Eurotiomycetes; Onygenales; Arthrodermataceae. The record is from RefSeq and is a predicted model, not a curated record. The transcript has 2 exons. The coding region runs from base 1 to 1440 and encodes 479 amino acids.